Messenger RNA from Ruditapes philippinarum (Manila clam), 4843 nucleotides. RefSeq lists its product as uncharacterized. The transcript has 6 exons. Lineage: Eukaryota; Metazoa; Mollusca; Bivalvia; Venerida; Veneridae. Bases 156 to 4361 code for a protein of 1401 amino acids. Gene Ontology annotation, molecular function: protein binding. The record is from RefSeq and is a predicted model, not a curated record.
AAUGUUACAAAAUCUCAUUGAACUUUAGCAAACUUCAUUUGUUUGGGAAUAAAGCUUUAGAAGAAAUAGCCUUAAGUUGAAAUUAUUGUUUUAAAAAAUAAAUGAAGUUUAGUGAAGUUUAGUAAGGCUUAUUAAAAUGUUUAGGAUUCUUUAUAAUGGCUGAAGAAGAAGAGUUAAUAGAUAUACAAGAAAUCGGUCUUGUACAUGAAGACCGUGAAGCCCCAUAUAUCAUAGUAGAUGAUGAUCAAGAUGUCAUCCAACCGUCAAGGCCCGUACCAAACAUUCUGCUGGAUCGCAAAGACUUAAACAGCAGUUGGAUAGAUGAAAAGCUGACGGCGGAUCAAAACAGCUUUACUGAAGACGGCGGCGAAAGUGUCGAUGCGUUUCCAGCAACAAAACCUACACUUAGUAUUAAACAUGCCAGACCAGUCGCAAGAAAUUUUUCCGAGGUGUUCACCAAGAAAACACAUCCAGCCGAGAGAAUGUCCAGCGUUCCUGACAUGCGGACAAAACUGGCUACACGAUCGUCCCUCUCACGUUGUGGUUCCCGUGUUCAAGAUGUACCACGACCACAGAUAGAUGUCAAACCAAAAGAUUCGGCACUUGACUUCCUUCGCUGUACUACGCAUAAUGAAGAAAAGGAAAAACAGCUUCAAAAGAUAAUAGAUAAAAGCAACUCAACCUUACAGAAACACAGAACAAAAUCAGAUGUUCUCAAACUCUGCAUAAAGACGAAUUCAUACGAAAAAGCAUACAAGAAAUUAAAAGAAAAAAGAUCAAUUCUUAUAACUGGCAAGGCUGGAAAGGGAAAAACGCAUCUUUCUCUCGACAUUUUGAUGGCUUUCAUGGAGGAAUUCCAAGAUUACAAACCCAUGAUAAUUGAGACCCCAUUCGAUUUAACCUAUCUUGAGGACACAGCCGCGUGCAUUGUAGUAUAUGCUGAUGGACUUUUAGGUGACAGUGACAACUUGGAUCCGGCUGUAAAUGGUUGGCGACACAUUGUGAAAUACAUCACUACACUUAUUAAAAGAAAAAGAAUUUGUUUCAUAUUCUCUUCUAACAUAGAAGAUAGGGAUAAUAUGGCAUAUAAAACACUUUUAGUAAAUGGCUUACUACACGAGGAUAGUGAAAUUUGUUUAGAUGAUAAAGAAUUUGAAUUGACACACAAACAACAAAACAAAAUGCUAACUCUCUACUCCAAACAUUUUUGUAAACCACUGUACACCAAUCCGAACGCAAUUGACAAGUUCGUACAAUGCCAUGAUCAGUCACUAGGAUUUCCGUUAGUUUGUACCUUGGUCGGUAUGGGGGGAUCGCCGGAAUUAUUUGCUAACCCGUACCAUGCACUUUGUGACUUCAUAGCUGAGCAGCACGAUCACCAUUUCUCUAGCUUUUUCCUGCUGGUACUUGUCCUAAUUACCGAAGAGAAUUGUUCUUUAUUACAAUUUCAGCAUGAAAAUCAUUCGACAUUUCAAAAACUUUCAGAAGUUCUAAAAAGUUCAACGUGCACUCAUUCAGAAGUAUGCAUAGGACUGACUAGAUUGAAGCGACAAAAUAUUCUAUAUGAAGAAGAAUCUGGUGACAUUAGUUAUACUCAUGAAAUAAUUGCAACUGCUGUUCUAAAUUUCAUGCUUACAAACUACAACAAAGACGAACUCAUACCUCUUUUACCCUUAAAGGUUACGAAUAGUUUAAUGCUUCUUCCAAAUUGGUACUUUCAGCACCUAAAUCCAAAUGUUUUUACCCUUAAACAAGAUAUUGAAUCUUCCACCGUUGUUCUCAGAGCAAUUGUGUCACGAUUUAGUGAUAUUCUAGAUUCCAAACGACCAAUCCACUUUUUAAAAGUAGCAAUGUCGCCCGUUUGGAUGCUUUCGUCAUUUGUAGACAUAUUAUACUCUGUACUUGGUUUUCAAUUCUUUUUUAUAGAAGACAUCGAGAAAACUCCACUAAGUGCCUACCUGGUGCGCGUUGGAAAUGUUGCUGUUAUUGCAAAACUAGUCGACUAUAUGCUUGCAAAGCCACCACAAAUAGUGUCUAUGAUGGGUAAAGCAAUUGAAAAUACGAAGGCAGAGGCAUGUCGGUGUAAUGAAUAUGAUACUGUUAUACACUUACUCAAACUUUCUGACGUCCUAGAUGUUCAUUUAGUUAAUGCAGCAAUUGAAGGUGGAGACAAAGACAUUUUAGAUCUAAUUUGGCCCGAUCAUUUGCAAGUUGCUUCAAGGGACAUGUUACAAUUGGCAUGCAAGUCAGGAACGGAAGAAGUUUUUAACUACAUUUUUAGUAAAUUUGAAUCUGGGCUAAAUAGCAGGCCUUCGAAACUACUCGAAAUGCGUAAACAAAAUAGUAAAGGUGAGACGUUACUUCACUACGCAGCUGUUGGUGGGAAUACUGCAAUAUUUGACUAUCUAUUAAAUCAAAGAUGCGACCAAACAGUUCACACACAUGAGGGAAAUACUGUUCUUCAUUUAGCUGCAAUGUUUGGUCGUUAUGAAUUGGUACGCCUUCUUUGUUCUAGAUUUCCGGAUCUCUUAAGAGAGAAAAACAAUUUAGAGUUUACAUGUAUUCAUUUAGCUGCAAGAGAAGGACAUGGAGAUGUUCUACAGAGUCUUGUUGCUAGGGAAUCUAGCAUCAAAGAACUAUCUAAAGGAGAAAACACGGUAUUACACCUCGCCGCAGCCAACGGACAUACAGAAAUCAUUAGAUUUAUACUUAGGUCGAAUUCCGAUCAGCAAAACGUGACAAACGACAAAGGUUUCAUACCUGUACAAAUGGCAAUUAAAUACGGAAUGAUAGAAACGUUAAAAUUGUUCUUACAAUCAGGAACAAGUUCAGGUACUAAAACGGUUGACAACAGAACAUUUUUGCAUCUUGCAUCAUAUUUUGGUCAAAUGAACGUCGUAAAGUUCUUAUGCACCACAAGACCAGAACUUUUAAAGGAGGUGGAUAUAGAAGGAAAUACAGUAGGACAUGAUGCAGCUGCUAGCGGGAACGUUUCGGUUAUGACUUACCUUAUUGAAAAAGGUUUUGAUCCUCUGUCUAGAAACAAGUAUGAAACUACGCUUUUACAUGAGGCAAGUUUUCAUGGACAUUUUGGAAUGGUUAAAUAUCUAAGCAUCACUUUUCCAGAUCUUCUGUGUACUGUCAAUGCUUCCGGUUAUACUGCUUGUUUUGGGGCAGCGAUAUGUGGUAGCGUUGAAAUAUUGAAAUUUCUAGUUGACAAAGGUGUUGACACACUGCUUCCUGCUCUAGACGGAAGUACAGUCUUGCACGAAUCUGCAUUUAGUGGCAAGCUUGAAAUUGUACAGCAUCUAUGUACAACGUAUCCACAGUUACUAAAAACACCAAAUAACAAGUCAUAUUUGCCGUGUCAUUUUGCUGCUCAAGAGGGUCAUCUGGAGGUUUUAGAUGUAUUACUUACUGGAAUGAAACCUCCAUUACCAACAACAGAUGACAACCAAACGUUAUUACAUAUUGCGUCGUACAAUGGCAUGCUUCAUAUUGUAAAAUAUCUUUGCAAGAAAUUCCCAUCGAUAACAUCUGCUCUUGACAACGAAGGUUCACUAGCUACUCACUACGCCGCACGUGGAAACGAUGUUCAGAUGCUCCAAUUUUUAUUAGAUCAAGGACUGCGUCCAGACGCAGGAACUCAAUCUGGAAGUACGAUUCUUCAUCUAGCCGCAUAUGACGGCAAUGCUGACAUGGUCAGCUAUCUUUGCGAAAAAUAUCCGCAGCUUAUACACGUCCAGGACACAACUGGCUAUAGCGCAGCCCAUUACGCAGCAGGAAGCGGAAAUAUUCCAUUGCUUUUGAAUAUUCUACAAUAUGGAAUCGAUCCACACAUAAAGUCUAGUAACGGCAGUACCUUACUACUCAAGGCAGUUUAUAAUGGGAGAAAACCUAUGGUUAAAUAUCUAUGUACGGAAUAUCCCGAUCUCAUUUCUAUGACAGACGCAUUUGGCUGUAACGUUCUUCACUAUGCUGCUUGUGACGGUAAUGUUAAAAUCAUACAAUAUAUGAUUGACAAGGGAGUUAAUCCAGCAUCGCGGACAAAUGAUGGUCACACUAUAUUACAUGUGGCAGCAUUUCACGGUCAACUAGAAGUUAUACGUCAAAUCUGUGAGGACUAUCCGAACUUAGUGCACGUGAAAGACAACAGUGGUAAAACUGCAGAAGAAACUGCAACUGAACAUAAUAGAACAAAAGCUGCAAAUCUUAUUCGGUCUCUUAGCGUAGUGAAUCAAGUUGAGAUAACAGAUUCCGUCUUACUUUCUGAUGUGUGUUGCUGCCUUGGAACAAACUGCUUCGGUGGAAUAUGGCGAGCCAUUGGCAACAUUUGCUGUUGUGGCAGGAGAGGACAGUAAACUAAUGCAUCUAACUGACACCGAAAUCGUUAACUAGAGCACUUUUUGACAAACUUUUUGAAAACAUCAUGUUUAAAAUGCAUUUUACUUAAACGGCUAAGCGUAAAAUGUAUUAAAUCCGAAUUCUGAAUGAUUACCUUACGGCAUACUUAUAUUAAUACCAUACAUCAAACUGUAAAUUGUUAAGUAAACGUUUUGACCUUUGAUAAAUAUUAAAUGAUUCGAUGAAGAAGAAUUUUCCUCACUCGUGCAUUUUCAACCUCAUUAUUUUACGAAAACAGGCAAGGGAAGUUAAGAUUGACUUGUAUUUUCUUUGGUAAAAGAGAAUAGAAUUAAGUAUCAUUAUAUAUAUAUAGUUAAUACAUAGAAUCUAUGCAGUGGUGUAUUUUAGAAAACCGUUUGCAUUAAUAUUCUCUGAAUAGAAUAUAACGGGUUUUAUGUCUGCAUAUUGUAUUCAAUAUAUAAUAAAAUAUAUUAUGAUA